Messenger RNA from Capronia epimyces CBS 606.96, 1548 nucleotides. Its product is annotated as protoheme IX farnesyltransferase. The coding region runs from base 1 to 1548 and encodes 515 amino acids. Lineage: Eukaryota; Fungi; Ascomycota; Eurotiomycetes; Chaetothyriales; Herpotrichiellaceae. Gene Ontology annotation, molecular function: protoheme IX farnesyltransferase activity. Gene Ontology annotation, biological process: heme biosynthetic process. The transcript has 2 exons. Gene Ontology annotation, cellular component: mitochondrion; mitochondrial membrane. The record is from RefSeq and is a predicted model, not a curated record.
AUGACGCCCUCCCAGCGAACAGGGAACCAAGAAACGGACUAUUUCUCGGCCAACAAUUCAAUUGAAAGAGGAUGGGUCAAGAGUGGACUUCUAGCUGCCAUGCGCACCGUUGCAGAACCGCAGCAUGGGAGCAACAUCGGGCUCACACGGGAGGAAAAGGAGACUCGUGCAAGACGAGAGUUUGAGAAGAUCUCCCUGGAUCAUAAAAGGGCUACAAUUGAAAAAGAUCAGAGCCGGACGGUCAAGUCAGCAGUGCCGGAUCCAGAGUCGGUGCCAGCUGUCCCAAGCACGAAACCAGAGGAGGUCCUGCCACACAGGAGGAGGAAGAGGCGGAAUGGUGGCGAGAGCCCUUCAGCGACCACUGGAGAGUCGUUGCCGUUGGAUGCUUCAUCGCAGUUAACGACCGCUGCAACAAGCAUGCCGAAAUCAGCCGUCUUUCGCCGCCAACUUGCAACCUAUCUAUCCCUAACGAAACCUCGACUAUCGUUCCUAAUUUUGCUGACAACGACCUCGGCUUACUCUCUAUAUCCUAUCCCCGAGUUACUGUCUUCCACGGCUUCGUCUGUGGGCUCAUCCUUCUCGACAUCAACUCUAACGCUUCUUUUCCUCACUUCAGGCACGUUCUUAUCGUGUGCCUGUGCCAACACGCUCAACAUGCUUUUCGAGCCCAAAUAUGAUGCCCUCAUGACGCGGACGCGCAAUAGACCUCUGGUACGAGGCCUCAUCUCGCCGCGGGCAGCAACAGUCUUCGCAUUUUUCUGCGGAGCGUCGGGGCUGCUUCUUCUCGGAUAUGGAACCAACCCUACCGUGGCUGGGCUUUCGGCCCUCAAUAUCUUCCUGUAUGCUGGAGUAUAUACCCCUAUGAAGCGAUUAUCCGCUGCCAACACAUGGGCUGGUGCGAUAGUUGGUGGCAUCCCCCCUUUGAUGGGUUGGUGUGCUGCCGCUGGCGAGGCUGCUACGUCUGAACAUCACUCGUGGCAAGAUCUACUCUUUUCGGAAAACGCCAUCGGUGGUUGGGCCCUCGCUGCGUUGUUGUUUGCUUGGCAAUUCCCGCAUUUUAUGUCUUUGUCUCACACCAUACGCGAAGACUACCGUAGUGCGGGGCACCAGAUGUUGGCCUGGACGAACCCUGCUCGGAAUGCUCGCGUCGCUCUUCGGUACUCUCUGGCAAUGUUUCCAAUAUGCGGAGUCUUAUAUUGGGCAGGAUAUGUUGAUUCCGGCUUUCUUGUCAUCAGCACAGCAUGUAAUGUUUGGAUGACCCGAGAAGCGAUUCGUUUCUGGAGAAAGCAGGGAGCUGGGGGCAGUGCUCGAGGCCUGUUCUGGGCAAGCGUGUGGCAGCUCCCACUUGUACUUGUUGCAGCUUUGGUAUGCAAACGAGGAUUGUGGGAUGGGUUUUUUGGCGAGAACGAACCAGCGAGCAUCUACGACGAGGAUCAACUGGAUGAUGAUGGGGAUGCGUUAGGCAUGGAGCCUGCGAACUCCUCAAAACAGGCAAAAGCUCCCCCAGACAUCAAUCUGGCGAUGAUGGGCUUCAAGAGGCCAACGUGA